AUGCGAACUCAUAAAGAAAACCCCCAACAAUUGGAAGUGGACAGGGAAGCCAAGCAGGAACAGUUGGAGCAUGGGGCUGCUGCUUUGAAGAAAUGGCAAGAGACCGCUCAAGUCCUGAGUGCUGCACUGAGCAAGAGUGAAAUUUCCAAAGGGGCUCUGAAGAAAGACUUGGACAUCCUGAAGGAAAGGCUUCGUCUCCAGCAGGCUGUUGGAGCAGAAGGGAAGCGGCUGUCAGAGCGCUCCAGGAAGGGUGUGGAAUGUGUGCGGGACCAGGUUGCAGCAGCAGCAAAAGACAAGCCAGAGAAGCGUGAGCUCAGGAGAACUUUUGAGGUUUCCCAGGAGCAAGAGUCGUCGAGCAGGGCUCUGGAGCAGCUGCACCAGGAACUGGCCCAGGUGUGCAGAGAGAAGGAGCUGCUGGGCCAGGAGAAGGCUGCCCUUGAGGGCCGACUGGCAGCCAUGGAGUGUCACAAACAAGACCUUUCCAAGCAGCUGGCAGAGACCAGGUCAGCGAAGGAGAGCCUGGAAUCCAGCCUGUUUGCUGCUCAGCAGCAGAUAUCUCAGCUGGAGAUCACCAGCAACCAUCUGGAGGCUCAAGUGCUCACAGUCACACAGGCCAAGGAGGCGCUCCAAGGAGAAGUGCAGUGCCUCCAACGUGAGCUGGAAGCAGAGAGAGCUCUCAGGAAGCAGGAGCAGGAAGACACAGCGCAACAGCUCUUGCAGGCAGAGCAGCAGCGUCAGGAAAGCGGAACUGCUCAGCAGGUGGAAAUAAACAAGCUCCUGCAAGACCUGGCAAGUGAGCGGGAAAGGCACCAUGCAGAGAUGCAGGAGACGCUGCAGCAAUGGGGAAAAGAGAAGGCAGAGAGAGAGCAGGAGCACGAGAAGGUGCUGUUUGAGAUGAGGCAGAAAGUUGCCACCCUGCAGGCUCAAAGAGAAGAGGAACGAACUAGAUUUGAAAAUGCCAAGCGAGAGGUCCUGCUGGAAAAGCAGAAGAUGAAUUCUUUAUCAGAGACACUGCUCCAAACUCGGGGACAGCUAAGCCGAGCCUGCCAGCAGGUGCAGCAGCUCAGGCAGGAGGUGAAAGAGCAGCAAGAGAAGGGGCAGACCAUCAAGGCAAAGCUGCAAGCUGAGCUGCAGGAAGCUCGGAGGGAAAUCCAGGCAGCGCAGAAGAGGCACAAGGAAGAACUACGAGGCAUCAAAGAGGAAAUGAAUCUCCUCCUUGUGGAGAGGGAGGCUCUACAAAAGCAGGUGGGAGAGUUGACAUCUCAGCUGGCAGCCUCCAGAGAGUCCCAGGCAACGAUUGUUCAGAGAGCCCAGCAAGAUGUGAGCUGGGCCCAGGAGCAGUCAAGGCAGAAGCUGUUGGAGGUUGAGCACCUCCAGAAGAUGCUGGAGGAGGCAGAACAUCAGAACAAGGAGCUGCAAGUGCACCUGAAGAACUUGGAGCUGGAAGGGAGUCAAUGGGAAGAAGUGGCACGCCAAAAUUCAGGAUUUCGGGCUUCCUUGGACGCCCUGGAGAAGGAAAAAGCCAGGUAAAUGAAAGCCUGUGGGACUCUGCCUUGUGGGAAUGGAUUCCCUCUUUGCCAUCUUUGCA
Messenger RNA from Corvus hawaiiensis (hawaiian crow), 1588 nucleotides. RefSeq names its product centrosome-associated protein CEP250-like. Lineage: Eukaryota; Metazoa; Chordata; Aves; Passeriformes; Corvidae. The coding region runs from base 1 to 1530 and encodes 509 amino acids. The record is from RefSeq and is a predicted model, not a curated record. The transcript has 9 exons.